Molecule: messenger RNA, 753 nt
Organism: Impatiens glandulifera
Lineage: Eukaryota; Viridiplantae; Streptophyta; Magnoliopsida; Ericales; Balsaminaceae
Product: probable ribonuclease P/MRP protein subunit POP5
Exons: 4
Coding region: 182-649 (155 amino acids)
Biological process (GO): tRNA 5'-leader removal
Cellular component (GO): ribonuclease P complex
Source: RefSeq, a predicted model, not a curated record
CGGACACCUCCUACGUCGAGUUUCUCUUCUGUACCAGCAACAGUGGUGUGAGGCCUGGCUUCUUCGGCUAGUUAACGCUGCUCUUCGUGUUAGAGCUUCGCAUCUAUUUUCAACUGCGUUCUUGUCCAGAGCCGGGAGGGUUUCCGUAAAAUCACGAAACUGAAUUAUCACUUGCAGGAUCAUGGUUGGAUUCAGGAAUAGGUAUAUGGUGAUGGAGGUAUUCCUUGACCCAGAUAAGGGUUUUGGAGGUGAUGAUCCCAUCAUACUUACCCAAUUUAAUAUCUCAAAAGGAAUAAAAGAUAGUCUUCUUGAGAACUUUGGGGAGUGUGGUUUAGCUUCAUCCCUAAUUUCCUUCCAAGUGAAAUAUGUGAACCCAAUCACGAAACUUUGCAUCAUCAGAGCCUCAAGAGAUGAGCAUCAGAAAGUGUGGGCAGCAAUUACCUUGGUCAGAAGAAUUGGAAAUUGCUCAGUUUUGUUCAACUUGUUGGAUCUUAGCGGAAGUAUCAAGGCAUGUAUAAAUGCUGCCCUCAAGUGUGAAGGAAUGAAGUUUGAGCAUCAUAAGCUUCUUCUGGGAAAUCGUCUGAAGGAUGAUGAUGUAAACCAACAAUUGCAGAGUUCCCUUGAAAAAAUCAAAACACUAGAACAUUGACCACAUUGUUCUAUUAAAUUAGCUUUUACAUUUUUAUUUUUAUUUUUUUAUUACAUACAAAUUCAGUUGAAAUUUCAUUAACUUCCUCUUUGGGAGUUACUUUC